CUUCUUUUCUACACAGAUACGGUGAUGCUGGAACUUUUGUUUGCAAUGCAGCACAAGCUGGUGUCUGCUGAAUUCAUUUAUUAAUAUGGCUGGUCCCUUGGUACCCAAGCAGCUUACUUCCUAUAUUUAUAGGUGACAUAAUUCUUCUGGCUGCAUAAAAAUCCAUUAUUGAUAAAGAAGCUAUGUGCUUAUGUACUAUUACAAAUGAGAGUUUUAAAUAGAAACCAAUUAGCAAGCUAAGUAGCCUGAAUAUAGUAUCCGUCUUUAAUCAUGAAGGUUUUUGAGGGUUUUGGCUGAUUUUUCUCCCCCCCCCCCCCCCCACAGCAUUACAUCCCCAGCAGUCUCCCAUCCCCUAAUUUCUUUCUUUAAAUCUUUUAUUCACUUGAACUUAAGUGAUAGGCUUUGUGUGCCCUACAUUUUCUUCUGCCUGGUUACACUGUUAUUCUGCCUUUCCUCCAAUGAACUCAAGAGGGGGUGCGUGGCUUUCCAUGUUUCUAGUUUGUCCUCACAACGAUCUAGUGAGGCAGGCUGAGACUGUGUAUGUGUUUGUGUGCGAAAGAGAGAGAGAGAAAGUGCCCCAAGAGUUAUCCAAAGUGCUGAAUCCUAUCCCCAAAAAGAGGAUUGGCACCUUGGAUGGGGCAUGAGAGGUUUGCAUUAGGGCCGCCAUAAGUUGGAAAUGAAAGCAUGCAAGAGACACAUAGUGCCUUCAGAAUUUGGACUAAAAUCCAGAGCAGAUUGACCACUCCACCAACAUGGACCACUGCAGCAGCAGGAGCCAUUUCGAAUAUAUGUCUUGAUGUGGGAUGGAGCAAUUUAGUAGAGGGAUAAAGUACCGUAGGCUUCUAAAGAAACACAUAAACUACUAUUUGUGUGUAGCAAAAAUUGCCACUGAUGACCUCAUUGGGGGGGGGGCAGAGAAAAAGAGGGAAACAGAUAAGUCUGUUUUUCCAGCUAUCCUUAGCAUGUUCAAACAAACAAAUAUGUAUCUAUAUGUUAAGCCACCAAACUGGAAAUCAUAAGAAAAAUAGAAAUGGGAGAAAGAAAAAGUCACCCCUGUAUGCAUCCUAAAUAAUCCUCCCUGAAUGCAAUUCCCAGGAUCCCCUAGACGUUGCCAUAGCUGUUAAAAUGAAAUCAAAGUAUGGAAAGGGCACAGGCUUACAGGAGGAAUGAAUGCUGCAUGUGUUUAGUUGCAGGCCCUUCAUUCAUGGAUUUGUGUAUUUAUUAAGUUUUUCUCUGGACAUAUUUCUGCCAUGAGUCACGAGUCACUUUCUGAUAUGUGUGCCAGCUCCUAUUUGGCUUUCUCCCCAUAUCUUUUCUUUUCUUCUUGAGCUGGAACAGUAAGCAAAUAGGUGGAGACCAGCAAGAAAGAACUUCACCAGCCUAGGUUCAAGUUGCAGAGUAAAGCACAGCAAAGCAAGUGAAGCCACAUCUAAGGUUGUGAUGUCGGGAGGGCAUUACUGCAGCGUCCUGGUGACAGGAGCCAACCGGGGCAUCGGUCUGGAAAUGGUGAAGCAGUUCCUGGGAUUGCCCAAGCCUCCCCAAAAGGUCUUUGCCACUUGCCGGGACCCCCAGGGAAGUAGCGCCCAGGCACUGAAAACGCUGGCUUCCAAACAUCCCAACCUGGUGAUUUUAAAGCUCGAGUCCACCGAUGAAGCAAGCAUCAAGGCUGCCGCAAAGGAAGCUGAGGCCCACUUGGCCGGAAACGGCCUGAAUCUACUGGUCAACAAUGCUGGAAUCAUGCCACCAAGCACCCUGGAGUCCGUGACCCAGGAAGACAUGCUGAGCGUGUAUCGUGUCAAUGUUCUUGGGCCAAUGAUGAUAACCAAGGCCUUUCUCCAUCUGCUGACGCUGGCUGCAAAGAAGAGCAGUGGGAAGGAACUGAGCUGCAGCAAGGCUGCUGUGAUUAACGUUUCCAGCAUUGGUGGAUCCAUUGGGAAUGCUCCCAGCAUGGACACGUUUCCAGUCGUUGCUUACCGCUGCAGCAAGGUAGCAUUAAAUAUGCUCACACGGUGCCAGGCACUGGAGUUCAACAAGAGGGGCAUUUUGUGUGUGGCGCUCCAUCCAGGCUGGGUGAAGACUGAUCUGGGGACAGACAAGGCGGAACUGACCACGGAAGACAGCGUGCGUGGCAUCCUUAGAGUCUUUUCUUGCCUCUCCGAGGAGCAAAACGGUCGCGUGGUGGAUUGGGAGGGAAGAAUUGUGCCCUGGUGAAAAACCAAUGAGUAGUACCAAACUAGCUAAAGCAAGCUUGCCUGGUAUAGCAUGACAAAUGUGUGGGGUUUUUUUCCUUUGAUGGCUUCUAUAUCAGUGGACGGGUGAUUCUCCUCUGGUUUUUAGUCCAAACUUUGUGUUCAUCUACACUUUUAAGUUAAGGAUAAAAUUCACUGCUCCACUAAGAAGGAAAUAAUCAGCUACUGCUAUAAACAUAAGAUAAAAGCAAAUU
Sceloporus undulatus (fence lizard) is the source of this 2443-nucleotide messenger RNA. Its product is annotated as C-factor-like. Bases 1441 to 2211 code for a protein of 256 amino acids. The record is from RefSeq and is a predicted model, not a curated record. NCBI's taxonomy places the organism in Eukaryota, Metazoa, Chordata, Lepidosauria, Squamata, Phrynosomatidae. The transcript is spliced from 6 exons.